AGUCAAUUUGUCUCUUCCUCACAUAGAUCUGUAAUAUCCGAGGGUCUCGAAAUUACCAUUUGGGUAAUUUUCGCGCGUUUGUGGUAGCUUCAAUCAACAACAACCUCAUCAGGAAAGCCGAAAUGUCCCCCCGUUUCCAUUACCACCUGAAGUGCGCUAGAUAAUAGUAUAAACAACAAAAAGUGGAGCUUCCAACCCUGGACAAAGAUGCCAAAGCUUGAACAAUCUGAGAUUAAAAAGUACUGGGAGAUCUUUAGCGGCCUCAAGCCUGUGGAUAAUAAGUUGUCCGGUGAUAAAGUGGCUGUGGUUUUAAAGAACUCCAAGCUGAGCGAUGAUAACUUGGGUAAGAUCUGGGACCUGGCUGAUAUCGAUGCAGAUGGUCAAUUGGACUUUGAAGAGUUCUGUAUCUGCAUGCGUCUUAUCUUUGACCUUGUUAACCAAAAUAUGACUGUGUUGCCAUCACAAUUACCUGAUUGGCUUAUCCCUUCGAGCAAGGCACAUUUGAUCCAGGCAAACAGGGCACUCAAUGGACAAGACCAAUCUCAGAGAUACUCGGAUUCAGAAGAUGAGGAUUUGACAGGCGCCCAGUUUGACUGGUACAUCUCUCCAGGUGAUAAGGCUACCUAUGAACAGAUUUACUCCACAAUGGCUGAUAGAUUUGGUCGUAUUACUUUUGAUUCCCUGGGAGGUUUGUUGUCCACGUUGACCAAUGUCGCUGACCAAGAUGCCCGUUUUGCAUGGAACCUUGUGAACCCACGCUCCUCAGAGACAAUCGACAAAGAUCAAGCGCUGGUGUUACUCCAUAUGUUGAAUCAAAGAGACAGCGGUAAACAAAUGCCUAGAGGAGUGCCACCGGCUCUGAGAGCUACUUUCAAUAAAGAACAACCAGAAUAUUCCCUUGAUUCCCAUCAGGCUACUAUCUCACAACCACAACCAGCAUCGAAACACACUUUUGCAGAGAAUUAUCUAGAAAGAAUAGGUGGAUCUGGACUCGCAAAGAACACAAAGGGUACAGAUUUUUCAUCCACACAAGGUACAGAUUGGGAAGAAGUACGUCUUAAAAGAGAGCUCACUGAUCUCGAGGAAAAGGUUGCCAAGGCUGAAGCUGCUGCUGAAAGUAAGAAAAAGGAGAGAGCCAAUGGUCAAGGAACCACAGCACAAGUGAGACGUGAAUUGGAACAACUCUUGGAAUACAAGCAGAAACAGCUGAUUUCUGAUAGCAACAGCAGCUCCGACCUUGCUGGUGUUGCAAGUGACGUUGACACUGUUGAAAGUCAAGUGAAAGUGCUGGAACAAUACCUUGAAAAGAAAAAAGCUGAAUACGCUGAUCUUCAAAACCAAAUUGCUCAGGCAAAGAGCUCAUAGUUCUUAUCAAACACCUACAUACGAACUAUUUGACGGAAAAUAACGAACAAGAGAGAUUCAUUGUUACUGUACCUAGUCGUAGUGAUAAUGCCAUAAACCACUGAAAGCGUGAAUUUACUUGGAGAACUCGGCCAGAGGAUACCCCAAAGUCUGGGGACACUCCCGGGGCAAAACGGCAUCGGCUGGUUAUUCAUCAAUUAUCAAGAAUCGGCUGAAACCUUGGAUGUAACAACUCUCACAACUAAGGCACCAUGCUUAGGUAAACUUGAAGCCUCGGGGAUUCUCUGCCUCCACGCUAUUUCCACAGGACAAGAGUCGAUUCCGCUGGACAUCUCCGAGUUGGACGGUUUUAGCUGGAAAGAAACUCCCCGUAUGUAUGCAGGAUUGCCAUUUCGGUGUCCCUCAACACAAUAAACUUAGCGCACUUGAAACACUGAAAAAAUGCAUAUAUUGAAAAGUUUCU
Molecule: messenger RNA, 1828 nt
Organism: Williopsis jadinii
Lineage: Eukaryota; Fungi; Ascomycota; Saccharomycetes; Phaffomycetales; Wickerhamomycetaceae
Gene: END3
Product: End3p
Exons: 1
Coding region: 208-1365 (385 amino acids)
Biological process (GO): actin filament organization; endosomal transport; actin cortical patch assembly
Cellular component (GO): mating projection tip; actin cortical patch; nucleus
Molecular function (GO): calcium ion binding; protein binding
Source: RefSeq, a predicted model, not a curated record